AUGUUUGCGCUGCUGGCCCUGUGUCUUCUGUGCUCGACCGCCUGGGCUCAGUUCCAGCCGGAUCGGUACUCUUUCUCUGAACCCGUGGGCAGCGGCACCGGAACCCGGUAUGCCACGUCUGGAUUUGGCCCAAUCACCGCUGUUAGAAUGUGGGAGCAGAACAACAACAUUGUCACCGGGUUUCAGCUAAAGUAUGGCUUCGCCUGGACUCCUCGGGUUGGCCGCAACACAACUAACCGCGUAGAGAUGUCCCUCUUCGAGGGCGAGGCCAUCGUCCAGGUGUCAGGGAAGUACAACCCCAACAACUUCAUCUACCAGCUGCAGUUUGUGACCAACAGAGGUCGUUUCCUGGCCGCAGGUCAACCCCUGGGCCUGUCCUUCACCCACUACCCCACCAACAGCGAGAGCGAACUGAGGAUCCUCAGCGGCCGUGUCAACAGUGCGGGCAUCACCUCCCUGGGCGCCCACUUUGCCAGUGUGGACGAUAUGGGGUACAAGAUGCAUGGCGCAGGAAACACCACUCACAGGAUGCAUCUGAACUAG
Messenger RNA from Alosa alosa (allis shad), 543 nucleotides. RefSeq names its product zymogen granule membrane protein 16-like. Lineage: Eukaryota; Metazoa; Chordata; Actinopteri; Clupeiformes; Clupeidae. The record is from RefSeq and is a predicted model, not a curated record. Bases 1 to 543 code for a protein of 180 amino acids. The transcript has 3 exons.